AUGGCUUUGGGAAAUAAUUUCUUACCAAACCAUUUGGAGCUUUAUGAUAGGGCUUCCACCUUUCUAAGUGACGGCAUCCCGGUUAAUGUUGUAUACAUUGACAAUCAAAAAGCUUCUGUUAGAGAACCUCAAAAGGGAUUAAUUGGUGCUCGAAUUUUUCAAGAACAAAAGAACCCAACACAAAAACUGAUUGUGAUUUUGGCAGAUGGAAUUCGAUGGGAUUACCUAGACGAUCCAGAUGUCAAACUUAAAGGAUUCCCUCGUUUGGCCAAUAAUGGGGUAAAAGCAGAGUAUCUUAUACCAAUCUACCCGUCGAACUCGUAUCCAAACUGGUAUUCUAUUUUGACAGGUUUAUAUGCUGAAAAUCACGGUUUUGUGGAGAAUGUGAUGUACGAUUCAGAGAGAAAAGAGCUUUUCCUCAUGUCUCCACAUCCGAAUGCAUCUCAUGAACACUGGUGGAACGAAGCUGAACCAAUCUGGAUCACUGCUGAAAAGAGAGGGGUCCGUAGCGCCGUCUAUUGGUGGGAUGGAUGUCAGGUGGAAAUCAAGGGGAAAACGCCAACAGUAUGUGAACCAUAUUUCCCUUAUUGGUUUUGGACGAACGUCAACCAGGACACAAAGAACAAGUUGAUACAUGUUUUAAAUGAUUUUCAAGAAGACAAAUAUCGACUUUCUUUGAUGUAUUACGAGGCAGUUGAUGCAAUGGGUCAUACCUAUGGCCCUAAGUCCAAGCAAUGUAAACAAUCCGUUCAAGACAUCGACAACAUUGUAAACACUUUACUGGAUGAGAUUUCAAGCAGAAAGUUGAAAGAUGAAGUGAAUAUAAUAAUCAUUUCUGACCACGGAAUGACGUCAAGUAAGUCCCCGAAAGUCAAGGCCAUAAAUGUAAGCACCGUCCUUGAUCCUAAUGACAUUGUGAAAAUGUUGAAUAAGGGCGCAGCGACCUAUAUUCGACAGAGAGAUAAAUUAAAACUGUAA
Molecule: messenger RNA, 978 nt
Organism: Limulus polyphemus (Atlantic horseshoe crab)
Lineage: Eukaryota; Metazoa; Arthropoda; Merostomata; Xiphosura; Limulidae
Product: ectonucleotide pyrophosphatase/phosphodiesterase family member 6-like
Exons: 5
Coding region: 1-978 (325 amino acids)
Source: RefSeq, a predicted model, not a curated record